UUUUUCCCUUCCUUUCCCUUAAACGUCAAGUGUAAUUCCUACCAAGGGUUUCGUCUCUGAGCUCUCCCUGUCUUGAAGGUGGAGCAGAUAUGAGAAGAAACGGACUAUCAGCCAAUCCAACCGAAAUCCUCUGAGAUGAAGUAGGCUAACUUUUACACGCUUCCUGCUUAAAAAACAAGCAUCUGUUGCGGAUUGAACAUCUCCAUCAAUCGAAUGAUAGCAGGGGUCUCUCUGCAAUGGGCCCGGUACCCUUAAUGCUCCUGCUUUCCAUCUCAGCGCUGACCGUGCUGGUGUCUGCAGCAGUGGACGAUCCCACAGGUGACGAUGACUACACCUGGCCGCAGAGGAAAGUACCACUGCUACAAGAAAAGCAAACGGUGCAUCUGGGCAGUUCAGAGUUUUUGGCCAAGCCGCAGAGUGAGCUCCAUGGGAUAUGUGGCAUUGAGUGCCAGCAGGGUCUUCCAGAGCCCAGUCUGGAUGAUCUGGAGCAGCUACUGUCCUACGAGACCAUGUACGACAACGGAACACGCACGCUCACCACCGUCACCGUGCAGGAUCUAAACGUGAGCGACGACUGGACGGGAGGCUCUCGGUUGCGCGCUCGCAGAAGACGAGAGGUCUACGGCACGGAUACGAGGUUUACCAUCGCUGACAAGCAGUACUCUAUGAAGUAUCCUUUCUCCACAUCUGUGAAGAUCUCCACUGGUUGUUCUGGAGUGCUGGUGUCCCCCAAACACGUCCUGACGGCCGCUCAUUGCAUCCACAACGGCACGGACUACCUAGACGGGGUACAGAAACUCAGCGUCGGCGUGCUGAAAGAGCGUUCGCGCCGGAAGAAAGGCCGGAAAGGGAAAGGAAGGAAAGGCCAGAGGAAACAUGAAGAAGAGGAAGAAGAAAACGACGAAAAUGGAGAGAUUGCAGAUAAGCAUGAACGCAAGGGUAAGGGCAAAGGCAAAGGAAGAAGGAACCGAAGUCGCCGCAGCACCGUCUCUGAACAGCCCUCGUUCCGGUGGACGCGGGUGAAACAGAUGCAGGUGCCGAAGGGCUGGUUUAAAGGCAUCUCAGAGGACAUAGUGGCCGACUAUGACUACGCCAUCCUGGAGCUUAAGAGGGCGCAGAAGACCAAGUACAUGGAUUUAGGCGUCAUCCCCUCCGUCAAGAAGCUGCCCGCUGGACGUAUACAUUUCUCGGGAUUCGACGAUGACCGACCGGGCAACCUGGUGUACCGCUUCUGCUCUGUAUCCGAGGAGUCCAACGAUCUGUUGUACCAGUAUUGCGAUGCCAAGCCCGGCUCCAGCGGCUCAGGCGUCUACAUUCGCCUUAAAGAACCUGGCAAGAAGAAGUGGAAGCGGAAAAUCAUUGGCGUGUUCUCGGGUCACCAGUGGGUGGAUGUUAACGGGGUGCAGCAGGAUUACAAUGUGGCCGUACGAAUCACACCCCUGAAGUACGCACAAAUCUGCCGCUGGGUCCACGGGGACUCUAACCAAUGUCGGGGCACCUGAGAGACUCCCUCCUCUGACUGCCUCGGUCCCGGCUCUCACCAACCCUUGUGCCUCCCAUUUGUGCACUACACAAACUGCUGCAUUCAUCAACACUAGAGACUAUAAAACGCCAUUGAACUUUUCCAAGCUAUUUUGAUACCUUAAUUUAUUUUAUUAGACAACUUUUGUUAUGAAUCAGUUAGAACGAAUGUACUUCUAGAUUCAGUUGUCCUAACGAGAACUAAUUCUGUCCUAAACUGUUGUUUUGAAUUAGAAAAUGUACUUCAAUCAGUGUUGUUUGCUAUGGGAGGCAUUUGUUUUGUCUGGAUACCUUGAAAGCUAGAUCUGACUAGUUGACACAAGAAAAAAAAACUUUUUUUUUCUGAGAGAAGAAGCUUUGUUUGUUAUUUUCCUUUUUUUCUUUUUGAAGAGCACAUAAGUAUCAAUAUGCUGGUGUUCUUUGAAAUUCUUUAUUCUUGUUAUCCUUGUUAUUGUUAUUAUUAGAUGUGACCCUGGAUCACAAAACCAGUCACAAGUUGCACGGGUAGGCCUAUAUUUUGAUAUUCAGUAAAGAUCAUGUUAUAUGAAGACAUUUUGUAAAUUUCCUACAUAACACAUUAUUAUUAUUUUUUGAGUGAAUGCAGCACAAUCGCCAACAUAAAUGGACAAUUUUAAAGGCGAUUUGCUCAAUGUUUCUCAAACAAACCAUACAUCAAUGGAAAGCUUAUUUAUUCAGCUUUCAGAUUAUGUAUAAAUCUAAUUUUUUUUUUUUUUUUUUUUUUUUUACAAAAUUGCCCCAUGUGGACCCAACAUUGACUGGUUUUGUGGUCCAGGGUCACAAAAGUUAUGAUUGUGUGCCUUUGACAGCAUAAACUGUAACCUGUCUUCAUGGGCUGUCAUUUUGUUUCUGCCUUUUGUAUAACAAUGCAAGCAGUUAGUUGAAGGUUUAGGCUUAAUUUUCAGAGUCCCUUGUUGACUUUUGGUGCUAAUUUAAUUUUAAAAUAUAAAACAUUUAAGGACCUGUCGAAUUAACAGCCUACUGUAGAACUGUAAGUAUGUAUUUAAUGUAAGGCUUGUAUUAUGAGUUACAUAUGAUCAUGUUGUUCAUUACAAAAACACAGGGUUAUUUAAAUAUGAUAUGAUUGAUAAUAAAUAGCAUUGUUAUUAUGAUAAAGAGAAAAGCAAUGCAGCUUCAUAGGAAAUAUAAAUCAAAAAUCUUAAUAUAAAAUUGAUUUAUCAAAAUCGGAUUGCAUCAAUUUUCAUUUUGUACAACUUUUUCCUUAAUCUUUUUUAUUAAGGACCAAAUAAACUGAGAUUUAUAUGUAUUGGUCUAAGAGGACAAAAUAGUGUGUGUUAAUUUUUUUGUUUUUCAUCAAACUUACAUAAUCUUGUUUUUCCAAGUUUGCUUAUACUUUUACAUUCCACAGCCUAUAUUUAUAAGAAAAUGGUAACAUUGAUAACAUUUAAAUUUCAUUUUAUAUACAUUGUGAAAACAGACACUAGGGGGACACAGGUGGGCAAUUCUUCCCAUCAGUUUAUUGCAUCUCAAAGGGCUUACAUGCACUAUGUAGGGGGUGUCAAAUGUGAAUCAAUAAAUCAAAAUAAAAUGUAUUUCAAAGGAACAGAGAACUGCAAAAGAGAGAUUCAAAGAUCUGUCUUUGUCAUUUCCAUGAGAGAUCUAACAGGGACAGUGAUACAGGGCUGUCAGUCAAACCUUUCUGUAACACUGUUUAACAGUGACCUCCUGAAAACUUUGACAAAGAUCUAAGAGUCUAUCACUGCUAUUGAACCUACACCCUAUUAUCUAUGUUAUUCUCUUAUAAGAGAUCUCCUCCACAGUCCAUUUUGUUGUGCAAACUACAGUAUCACCACCCACCAACAGAGGGAGCAUGAAUCAACCGGAUAACGUAACAAACAAAGGUCAGGGUUCAUAAUGUUGCAUGAGAGGGUAAGACUGAGAACCAAACAUGUGAACGGGUUCUUAUACAAUUAUACAAAAUAACACAACAUGUACCAGCUUCAGUUUGGAUUUCAUACAAGCACAAGUAACUAUGAGACUCAAACACAGCAUUACACUGACUACAUCUGUGAAAUCUUGGGAGCUUUUUUGUUUUGUUUUGUUUUUUUGGGGAAACAUCACCAGUUGAACAAGUUGCUGUACAUAUUUGUUAUUUUAAGAUCCUGCAAAAGGCCUCUCUCAGAGAUCAUCUGAGAUUUGUAGCACUGAGAUUAAGUGGAAUUAAAAUCCAAAUUUGCUGAGAUUAUCCAUAAAGAUUAACCUCAGGGUUCUUCCGAUAUCCAUAAAGAGUAUGUAAACAGUGAACUGACAACGCAUUGACUAUUAAAUUAAAACAAUUCAAACUAAAGAAUCAAAAAAUAUAUAUAUAAAAAAAUAUGAGUUAAAAUACAAAAAUGACAUGUAAUCACCAAGAGGUUAUAGAGGAGCCCAGAUAUGCUAUUAAUUUAUACAUAACUCAUGUAUAUUUAUAUCUCAUAUAUUUAUAUUUUGUAAACAAACAUGUCAGUCGAUGAUGGGAGAUGACGAUAGCAUUUCUUUUAAUCCGAUUAC
Pimephales promelas (fathead minnow) is the source of this 4050-nucleotide messenger RNA. It is a transcript of the gene prss35, whose product is annotated as serine protease 35. The record is from RefSeq and is a predicted model, not a curated record. NCBI's taxonomy places the organism in Eukaryota, Metazoa, Chordata, Actinopteri, Cypriniformes, Leuciscidae. Gene Ontology annotation, molecular function: serine-type endopeptidase activity. Gene Ontology annotation, biological process: proteolysis.